AUGGCCGACAAGUCGGCGACGGAGCAGCGCAAGGCUGACUGGGCCAUUAUGAAGGAAAUGUCGCGCUACCUCUGGCCAAAGGACAGCUUCGGCACAAAGAUCCGCGUGGGACUGGCGGUAUCGCUGCUCAUUGGGGCCAAGUUGUUGAACGUCCAGGUGCCCUUCUACUUCAAGAGCAUUGUCGACUCCAUGAACAUUGAUUUCGCGGCUGUCGGUGGCACCGCUGCCGCCGUCGCAGGAAGCAUGAUCGUCGCCUAUGGCGCUGCGAGAAUAGGGGCCACAGUCUUCCAAGAGGUCAGAAAUGCGGUAUUUGCGUCUGUUGCGCAAAAGGCCAUCCGGAGCGUUGCGCGCAAUGUGUUUGAUCACUUGCUCCGGCUGGAUCUGAGCUUUCACCUCUCCAAACAAACCGGUGGCCUAACGCGAGCCAUCGAUAGAGGCACCAAGGGCAUCAGCUUUUUGCUGACGAGCAUGGUGUUCCACCUUAUACCCACCGCCUUGGAAAUCAGCCUAGUCUGCGGUAUUCUCACAUGGCAGUACGGCGCAAAGUUUGCUGCUAUUACGGCAUUGACCAUGGUGGGCUACACUGCCUUCACAAUCUGGACCACGGCUUGGAGGACAAAGUUCCGAAGGCAGGCGAACGCUGCGGACAACAAAGCCUCCACCGUGGCUGUGGAUUCGUUGAUCAACUACGAGGCUGUCAAGUAUUUCAACAAUGAGAAGUUCGAGGUGGCGCGUUAUGACAAGGCCCUCGGGGAGUAUGAGAAGAGCUCCAUCAAGGUGGCUACAUCGCUGGCCUUUCUCAACAGCGGGCAGAAUAUCAUCUUCUCGUCGGCCUUGACUGCCAUGAUGUACUUCGCUGCGGAUGGAGUGGCCAGCGGUUCGUUGACGGUGGGCGAUCUCGUAAUGGUGAACCAGCUCGUCUUUCAGCUUUCUGUGCCGCUCAACUUUCUGGGAUCUGUGUACAGAGAGCUGCGCCAGUCGCUGCUUGACAUGGAGACCCUUUUCAACCUUCAAAAGGUCAAUGUCAGUAUUGCCGAGAAGCCUGAUGCCAAGGACCUCGUCCUAGCGCGCGGAGGAGAAAUCAAGUUCCAGGACGUGACAUUCGGAUACCACCCCGACCGCCCCAUCCUGAAGAACCUGUCUGUUACCAUUCCCGCCGGGAAAAAAGUAGCCGUCGUCGGACCCAGCGGCUGCGGCAAAUCCACCCUCCUCCGCCUCCUCUUUCGCUCUUACGACGUCCAGGACGGUCGGAUCCUAAUCGACGACCAGGAUAUCCGCGACGUAAAGCUCGACUCUCUCCGCAAGUCAAUUGGUGUCGUGCCCCAGGACACACCACUGUUCAACGACACUGUCGAGCACAAUAUCCGCUACGGCUCCAUUGAUGCCUCCCACGAAGAAGUGGUCGCGGCGGCUAAACGGGCUCGCAUCCAUGACAUUAUCGAAAAGUUCCCUGAUGGAUAUAGCACCAAAGUCGGCGAGCGAGGCAUGAUGAUCUCAGGCGGUGAGAAGCAGCGUCUGGCCAUGAGCCGGCUGCUGCUCAAGGAUCCGCCGCUUCUCUUCUUUGACGAGGCUACAAGCGCGCUGGAUACGCAUACGGAGCAGGCGCUCAUGAUUAAUAUCAACGGAAUUCUGCGAGAAAAGGGCCGUACAAGCGUCUUUGUUGCACAUCGGCUACGCACAAUCUUUGACUCGGAUUUGAUUAUCGUGCUGAAGGAUGGGAAGGUGGCGGAGAUGGGGACGCAUAGGGAGCUGAUUGACCGUGCUGGAGUAUACUCGGAGCUGUGGAGCGCACAAGAAAUGUUGUUCAAUGAGGACGGUAGUGAAGUUGAGGAGACCAAGGAACAGAGAGAGCAGGUGGCGGCGCUGAAACAGUCUUCGACUCGGAAAUAG
Metarhizium brunneum ARSEF 3297 is the source of this 1890-nucleotide messenger RNA. RefSeq names its product Iron-sulfur clusters transporter ATM1 (gene ATM1). Gene Ontology annotation, biological process: intracellular iron ion homeostasis; transmembrane transport. The record is from RefSeq and is a predicted model, not a curated record. Gene Ontology annotation, molecular function: ATP binding; ATP hydrolysis activity; ABC-type transporter activity. Lineage: Eukaryota; Fungi; Ascomycota; Sordariomycetes; Hypocreales; Clavicipitaceae. Gene Ontology annotation, cellular component: mitochondrial inner membrane.